Thrips palmi is the source of this 2833-nucleotide messenger RNA. RefSeq lists its product as uncharacterized. Gene Ontology annotation, molecular function: hormone activity. Gene Ontology annotation, cellular component: extracellular region. Bases 277 to 1233 code for a protein of 318 amino acids. Lineage: Eukaryota; Metazoa; Arthropoda; Insecta; Thysanoptera; Thripidae. The transcript has 8 exons. The record is from RefSeq and is a predicted model, not a curated record.
CCCAGGUCGGGAACGGGUCGCGUCGGUGGGUCGGUGAGCUGAGCGCGUUAAGGCACUGCAGAGGCAGUCCCAUCGGCCCCAUCGCGAAGCCCAAGUCCACCGUCGAGCCGACUAGCGUCGUCGGCGCCCUCGUCCGACGUCGGGGAACCUCGCAGGCACCCGGCACUGCCAGCGCGUUCACCAGCAGGGUCGCGGGGCGUGGGUGGAAAGUCGAACUUGGCUACACCGGGCGAGACGCAACGGCCGUCGGAGAUUGCUGAGGCUUCGCAGGCCGUGAUGGUGGCUCGGCGCGGCGGUGCGCGGAGGGGCGCGCGAGGCAGGGGCCGCCUGCUGUCACAGCGGUGGUGGGAGCUGGUGGUGGGCACGAGCCUGCUGGGCCUGUGCUGCGCGCUCUGCCCCGUCACGUUCCACUGCGCGCAGGCCGCCCCCUGGAACCAGGACGAGGACCUGGCCGCGCUCGGCAGCCUGGACAGCCUGCUGGCGUACGAGGACCUGCAGCAGGCCGUGCAGCAGGCCGAGGACGCGGCGGGCGUGGCCGAGGCCGCCGAGUCCAGGGGCAAGGUGGCCGUCGCUCCGUGGCAGCCGGCCGACCCCGACCCCCAGCUGUACUUGCUGACGGAGUACGACCGCGGCGGACAAGGCCAGGCCCGUGUGAAGAGGAACAGGGAUGCCCAGGCUACCCGUCUUGGAUCUGGCAAGGCCCACGGCCUCCGCCGGCACGUGCGCAACCCACCCGGAGGCAGCUCCGGCGGCCAGCGGCUCUCCAUCGUCAACCCGCUGGACGUGCUCCGCCAGCGUCUGCUGCUCGAGAUCGCCCGUCGCAGGAAGGCUUCCGUCCCGCAGGCCAACAGGGAGAUGCUGGAAGGCAUCGGAAAGCGAUCUUGGAGCCCCGUCUUGCCACCACUCCCACUGACUAUCGAGCAGCAACUGGAACGCUGCCUGUCGCAGCUGGGCGACCCCCUCAAGACCCAGGACAAGCUGACCCGACUGGCGAUCCUGUACAAGGCCAUCGAGUACGGGAAAUGCGACCUGACAAGUGACUUGACCGAACAACCUGACCAGCGGCAGCAGCAGCAGCAACAACAACAGCUGUCGUCUGCAGAGGUGCGGCCUCAGGAACAAGGAGAGACAAACCACCUUAGAGACGAGCAGGAGGAGUGGAAUGGGAGGCAACAGGCUAGCGGCUGGUCCAGAAAUGCCCGAGCUGCCACAAGUAGCAACCUUGUAUCCUAAGAAGGAUGGUGCUUGUUUUGCUGUUUCUUCCUCGAGACCCAUGUCCCAUUUUGUAAGAUAGAAUAUUUAGGCUGGCCUUUGUUUCUCCUGAUGGCAUCUACCCUCUUGCCUUAUUUUUGUAUUUCUGUAGGAGGAGCAUGUGGCAGUGGCGAUGAGACACUACACCAUGUUGAAUCAGAUUCCAAUAAUGUACUUAUUGUAAAAUAUCAGCAAGUUAAUUUCAGCAACAGACUUCUAGAAAACAUCUCUGUUUGACAGUGACAAUUGCUGCUCCUUGGUUGUACUUUUUUCUAGUCAGGCUUGUAGAAAGUAGAUUAGUCAAUUAAUUUCAUUAAGCCUAAAACGAUAAACUACUAUGUGAGUUUGUCAGAGUCUAAUUUAUUUUGCAUGCACACUGAAUUUUUUUCUUGUUUAAAUAAAAGGUCUGGAGUCUUUGAGGUCUAGAAUACUCUGCUUGUGAGAGGAUUUACGAGUAAUAUAUAAAUAAAAUUUUGGAUCAAUUCCAUUAUUUGCACUAGAAAAAGGUGUGGUGAUUACAGGCUAUAGAACAUCCAGGUAGUCUCAAUAAAAACUAAUAUCAGAUCAUUUAAUAUAAAUUAGAACUUCAUCUCUCUUUUACUAAGCAUCUAAUAGCAAAUUCCUUUCUUGCAAAUUGCAUAUGAGAUCAAUUUCUUACAUUAGGCAGGAUAGUACUAAUUGCUUAAAAUAGCAGCUUUAGCACUAUCAAACAGUGCAGAAUGGAGCUACUGUAGAGGGAAAUGUUCUUGUUGAACAUCAAAAUGAGAUGAAACAAUCUUGUGUUUUCCUACAUUUCUUAAAUAUUUUUCAGAGCUACACAUUGAUUAAUUUUAUGGGGAUCGUCGAAUAAUUCACUGAACAUUCUCACCCAAAUAAUGUCCGUAGUACUGAAAAGUAUAGGAAAAGAAAUAAUGAACAUUGGUUGGAGAGGAUAAGGGUUAGAUACUAGUUUCCUUCUUUCAAAUUAUGUCCUAAAUAAUGAACUUCUGAAGUGAUGUAGUCUUAACUUGCGAGAGUAUUAACAAGUAACUGUAAUGAAGGCAGCACAAGUUGACUUGGGCUAUUUACUUCUUUUGCACAUUACAUUCCAAAGAAUUAAAAAGCUACAUGUCAAUUUAAAUUUGCAUUGGUAAUUGUAAUAUAAGACCCUUGAAUAAGCUUUUGUCAUUUCACAGCAGUGUCUUUAAAAUAAGCUUCAAGCUCCGUUACUUAUUUCAAAUGUGAAUAACCCAACAAGCUCAGGCAAUGAUGCAACCCAAGAGCAGUUCAACCAAGUAUUUAGAAGAAAUAUAGAAAUGCACUACAUAGUAGGGAUUUGGCAUGAUCAACUGCUCCUAUGGCUGGACUGGGCAGUUAACAUUGAUUCCACUGUGCUCCACUAGUACCAGUGUUGAGUAUAAUUAGUUUCUCUGCUGAAUAUUUGGGAAUAUUUGAUUCAUUGAACUGAACUGAUUAUCUGAAUGUAGAAGACUAACUGCUUCUAGUUUAUGAUCCUAUUUCCUCUUCCUGUCUCUGACAGCAAACUGUGACGUACUAAUUAUUGCAUUGUCAUUAUUCAUAGUAAUAAAAGCCAUAAGUUGUA